This is a messenger RNA of Staurois parvus, 323 nucleotides long. The record is from the annotation of a GenBank genome assembly. Lineage: Eukaryota; Metazoa; Chordata; Amphibia; Anura; Ranidae.
AUGUAUGUGAAAUGGUUUGAUACAGGAAUGUUAUACUAUGUGAUUUUAGUGUAUUUAGUGAAUGUCACUUUUUGUCAUUUUCAAAUUUCCCGCCGUUCCAUCCCCGUAUGUCCCGACGCUCGCAGGGGACGGAACCAAGAUGACAGAUGCCGGCAUCGGCCGGAGGACAUUGCCGGGGACACUGCAGGGGGGACAUCGCGGAAGCGCAGGACAAGGUAAGUGACUGAGGGAUCGCAGAGCAGAGCCGCAUGGUAAGCCCGAGUGUAGCUCGGGGUUACCGCUUGUGCUACACUCGGGAAUACCGCCAGGGAGGCUACCACUAA